AUGAUCGGAAGCGUCACGCUCGAAGCUGCUCAACUGGUUGAUAUUAUCAACUGGAUCAAUAGCCUUAUGAUUUCAAUCCGUGAAGCUCAUGUUAUACUGAAGCAAAAUGCAUCAACCCCGAAGUCCAUCACUCAGACUCAAUUCAACACAAUCUCCCGAGCGAUGUCCGACAGUAACAUAGGCUGGACGCUCUCAGUACCUGUCCCCGACCUCAUUCGCAAGAUCCUUGAUGGUAUUGAUAUGCGUACCGUGGAUUCAGAUAUCCCAUUAUUCAACAACGGUCAGCCGCUGGAGAUUAGAGAGCUCAAUUCCUUAAUCAUUGUCGGAGUCUAUCGUACUAGGGAGACUGCUAUCAUUGAUUUUAGACUCGCGGCACAAGCAACGCUUGAGCAAAUGUUUGGAGUUCAAGACCCGGCUAGGGGAACGAAGGAGUCAAAUGAUCAAACCAAGGUGAUGCUUGCGCGAGCUAUCUGGCACACGAUGUCGACGGAGGAGGAGAACGACCAGCUUCAGUAUUAUAACAAUGAUCUCCUUCUCUUUUAG
Morchella sextelata is the source of this 543-nucleotide messenger RNA. RefSeq lists its product as uncharacterized. NCBI's taxonomy places the organism in Eukaryota, Fungi, Ascomycota, Pezizomycetes, Pezizales, Morchellaceae. The coding region runs from base 1 to 543 and encodes 180 amino acids. The record is from RefSeq and is a predicted model, not a curated record. The transcript is spliced from 2 exons.